Drosophila willistoni is the source of this 2839-nucleotide messenger RNA. RefSeq names its product ras-GEF domain-containing family member 1B. The transcript is spliced from 12 exons. The record is from RefSeq and is a predicted model, not a curated record. Lineage: Eukaryota; Metazoa; Arthropoda; Insecta; Diptera; Drosophilidae. Bases 370 to 2655 code for a protein of 761 amino acids. Gene Ontology annotation, molecular function: guanyl-nucleotide exchange factor activity. Gene Ontology annotation, cellular component: plasma membrane. Gene Ontology annotation, biological process: positive regulation of GTPase activity; Ras protein signal transduction.
GCUGUCAACGCCAGACGAUAAAUAUGAAUUUAAAUUACUUAACCCAAAGAAAACGAAACGAAAUAAGGCAAAGCCAAAGCCGCCGCCUGUGAAAGGAGAAAAAAAAAACAACAUUUUGUGAAUAAAUAAUAAAGCAAUAUCGCACAUGUUUCCGGUCGACUGCGCCAAAUAAAUGUAAGCGAAUGGAGAGAGAGCAUCGUGAUGAUAGGCAAUAGGCGCAUCUCAACAGCAGUUUGGCUCGUGCUCGGGCAUUAAACCAGCUUCUUAACACCUUGCACCUAUAGUUAUCCGGACUCCUAUUACCACCACCCACCUCUCACUCACUCACACAUGACCGCGUCCAGGCGACCGGCCCACAGAACGUGACCCAUGGCGAUGUACUUUUAUGCCAGUAAGAUAUCAGCCAUCGCCUGCGGCACGCGUUGCAAGCAAACGGUAUUGCAAAAAUCUCGCGGUCAACGAGAUCGCGACAAAUGCCGCCAUCGUCAGCGUCAUCAUCAUCGACGGCAUCGUCAUCAUCAUCAGCAAUGCUCCAGCUCUGACAGCGAAAGCGCCGACGAUGGCUGCUGUUUGGAGAACGAACCAGCGGACGCGGGCAUAUUCUCUCUGGAUGCCAGCAGCAAUUUGACAGCGGAAACGACACUCGGUUUGGGUAUCCCAAUGGGUGGUCGUGACGGCAUAGAAGGACUAGUUGGAGCUGGCAUACGUUUUCGUCGUCGUCAUAGUGCAGAACAAUUGAGUGCAUAUGAUUUGGAAAUGGGGUUUCAGAAAAUCGAGCUUGCCACCUUGGCAAAUCCAUUGGGCAUGGCCAACAAUCGGGAUGAUGUUGUUCAGUAUGAUGUCCCCAAAAACCCGCAUAAACGCAGCCAAUGUGAUAUAAAUUUUGAGAGCUCUGUGUUGGGUUCCGGUGGCAUUAUGUAUAUAAAUGGUAGAAUAGUUUCUGGCCCAUUGGACUCACUCGUCGAGGUGCUCAUACCCAAAAAUGUCAUUGACUUAGAUAAGGAAUUUAUAUUCUCAUUUUUAUUAUCAUCACGUUUAUUUCUGCGUCCCCAUGAGUUGCUUGGCAAACUGCUGGACUCGGUACCUGAUAGCGAAUGUUUAGAAUCAUUAGUUGCCCUGUUGGCCGAAUGGACACAGAAAUUUCCCUACGAUUAUCGGGAUGAGCGCAUGAUGAAUCAUGUAAAACAUAUCGUUGCCCGAUGUUCCCAAUCGCAUUUAGAAGCCGUUGUCUCACAAAUACUGAGUGCCUUACUAAAACGUUUGACUGAUUUAGAGAGACAUGAGGCAGACUUGCGUGCCUGCCAACAGACCAAUAGCGAAAACAACAAGGUUGCCACUGCCGCUGCUCCUGUAACUCCACUCAACAGCCCAACGGCCACACAAUACGCACAAAUCGUUUGUCGACUGGAGAAGAAACUGGCCAAGCACAUUGGAGCCGAAGAGUUUUUGCAGUGCAGCAGUAUGAUUCUAUUGGAUAAACAGAAGAAAUGGGACCAACCUAGCACAUCGGGUGGACCGCCAGGUGCACAGGAUCCAAAGAAGACCUGCAAUUUGGAAACCUACCUGGACUGGUCAGCACGUUUACGUCUGUUUGUGUGCAACGAAAUACUGCAGUGCGCUGGCAUUGAAGAACGCAGUCGAACUGUGGAAUUGUGGAGUGGUGUGGCUCAAUAUUGUCUACUUGUGGGCAACUACAAUAGUGCCACAGCCAUUUUGGAGUCACUGGAAUCACCUGCCAUAGCGAGACUUAAAAUAACAUGGAGUAAAUUGCAAGUAACGUGUCAACAAUUGGAUUGUAUGCAACGACAUGCCGAAGGACAUGGGCAUUUAUGGCAGAAACAGGCAAUUGUCCUAAAUGAGCAACUUCAUCAGCAACAGCAACAGCAGCAAGAACAGAGCCAACAAGCCGAACAGCAACAGGAAAGUCACAAGACUGAUAAGCAGACUAAGGCAUUAUUAUCGAUGACGGAAAAGCCAUCAACAUCAUCAUCAUCCUUAUUGUCAUCGUCGUCGUCAUCAGCAGCAGCAGCAGGACUCAUGGCAUUGGCAUUGUCCACUUCAGCACCAGGAACAGCAGUAGCAGCAGCAGCAUCAGGAACAGCAACGGCAACGGCAACUAACAUGGACGAGAAACCUUCAACGAGCGGCAUAACAGGCACUUCCGGUAUGAAUGCAAUCCCAAUCUCAGCAUCGUUGUCCUCCUCCACAAUGGAAUCAGCUUUGGCCCCUACGGCUGCUGGCAACAUCAAUACGGAAACACUACCAGCAACAACAACAAUAACAACAGCAACAACAUCAACUACAAUAUCCACACCCACAACAUCAUCAUCUGGCAAACCCAAUGAUUGGGUUGUUAUUCCAGUGUUUGCGGAUAUUGUUAAAUUGGCAUUGGCUGAACGUGAGAACUGUUUGCAGCGAUUACCAAAUGGCCACAUCAAUAUAAAUGCCUUUGAUCGCAUGGCGGCCAUAGUUGGAGCAUUUACCAAGCAUAUGCAGGCAACGAAGGGCAGCCAGGCGCCAACUAGCGGGGAAUAUGAGCAAUUUUGUUGGCAUAUGCAACAAACGACGAAACUUGCUGAAACGGAACUAAUGAUGGCUUCAUUUGACUGCGAAGAACCUAACAAUGCUGAAAAGCUAAUGUAUGAUUUAAACUAAUACUAACUAAGUGGAUAGGUAUUAAGAUUAUCAUAAAAGUAAAUAACUAAUAUACAUAUAAUGGCAUUUAAUGUUAGUAUAGAGUUUGUAUGUGUGUAUAUAUAUGUAUUAGUUAUAAUUUAGCACUCAAUUAACUUAGUCAGAUAAGUAGCUAACAAUGAAAACAAAUACAUAAUAUAAUUUA